AGGCAACGAAUAAAGAGUGAUCCGAUUUCAGUUCCAAAUGGCAGAUCGUCUGUCACUGACGCUUCUACAAGCUCAAUCCCCUAACUCACCAACCAUGGCUUCCUCGCUCAGUGGUGCCGCCGCUAAUCGCAUCCUUCCCGUCGCCUCCAGAGCACGCUUUUCUCUCUCCCUCUCCUCCGCUUCCCGCUCUUCACUCUCUCUUUCCUCACCGUCAUGUCCUCUCUCCUCUGCCAAAUGCUUCCGUUUCUCUCCUUUCAUCUCCCAUUUAAGUCUCAACAGUCAGAGGAGAUCGAUGGUUAAUGUUUCGAGUAGAGGUUUUGGCACUGUGGCAGCAGCCUUGGAUCUUGAACAGUUGAAGAGUGCAAAGGACGAUAUCAAGGAGAUUCUGAAGACUCAAUUUUGCCAUCCGAUUCUGGUUCGCUUAGGAUGGCAUGAUGCUGGUACUUACAACAAGAACAUUGAAGAGUGGCCACAGAGGGGUGGAGCUAAUGGAAGUCUCAGAUUUGAAGUUGAGCUUAAGCACGGAGCCAAUGCUGGUCUUGUCAAUGCGUUGAAAGUUAUCCAACCUAUUAAAGACAAGUAUUCUGAUGUGACCUAUGCUGACUUAUUCCAAUUGGCUAGUGCAACUGCUAUCGAGGAAGCUGGAGGCCCCAAGAUUCCAAUGAAGUAUGGAAGGGUGGACGUGACAGUACCUGAGCAGUGCCCUGAAGAGGGGAGGCUUCCUGCUGCUGGGCCCCCUUCACCAGCCGAUCACUUACGGGAGGUUUUCUAUAGAAUGGGACUGAAUGACAAAGAGGUAGUUGCAUUAUCAGGUGCACAUACGCUCGGAAGGUCUAGACCUGAACGGAGUGGCUGGGGAAAACCUGAGACAAAGUACACGAAAGACGGUCCUGGAGCACCAGGGGGACAGUCAUGGACAGUGCAAUGGCUGAAAUUUGAUAAUUCCUACUUCAAGGAUAUCAAAGAAAGAAAGGAUGAAAAUCUACUUGUGCUGCCAACUGAUGCUGUUCUCUUUGAAGAUCCUUCUUUCAAGGUAUAUGCUGAGAAAUAUGCUGAAGAUCAGGAGGCCUUUUUCAAGGAUUAUGCUGAAGCCCAUGCCAAGCUCAGUAACCUUGGGGCUAAAUUUGAUCCUCCAGAGGGUAUUUUCCUAGAUGGUCCAAAACAAGCUGUACCGGAGAAGUUUGUGGCUGCAAAGUACUCCUCUGGGAAGGAUUAAGAAACAAGUAUCUUGUUUUCUUGUGCCGUAUCUUUUAUUAACACGAGUUCAAGCUAUUUUCAAAUCCUUGUAUACACACAUCUAAAACUUGGAAGUCUAAUGAAGGAGAAAGCAAUAAAAUUCAAACAAUGUUGCCUAUUUGAAUUGCAGAGAGAGCUGUCAGACACCAUGAAGCAGAAAAUACGGGCAGAAUAUGAAGCAGUUGGUGGAAGCCCGGAUAAGCCUCUGCAGUCUAACUAUUUCCUAAAUAUCAUGAUUUUGAUUGCUGCAUUGGCAUUUUUGUCAUCUCUUGUUAUGAAUUAGCCUGGAUUUUUGUAGCGUGGUUAUAAAGAUAGCAUCAUUGUUUGCCAUUUUGUUUAACGAUAUUUUGGCUUGAGAAAUACUUUUACUCCU
Messenger RNA from Tripterygium wilfordii, 1609 nucleotides. Its product is annotated as probable L-ascorbate peroxidase 6, chloroplastic/mitochondrial. Gene Ontology annotation, molecular function: heme binding; peroxidase activity. Gene Ontology annotation, biological process: response to reactive oxygen species; hydrogen peroxide catabolic process; cellular response to oxidative stress. Bases 38 to 1216 code for a protein of 392 amino acids. Lineage: Eukaryota; Viridiplantae; Streptophyta; Magnoliopsida; Celastrales; Celastraceae. The record is from RefSeq and is a predicted model, not a curated record. The transcript has 12 exons.